This is a messenger RNA of Ceratosolen solmsi marchali, 2468 nucleotides long. RefSeq names its product insulin-like growth factor-binding protein complex acid labile subunit. Gene Ontology annotation, molecular function: protein binding. Bases 117 to 2132 code for a protein of 671 amino acids. NCBI's taxonomy places the organism in Eukaryota, Metazoa, Arthropoda, Insecta, Hymenoptera, Agaonidae. The transcript has 4 exons. The record is from RefSeq and is a predicted model, not a curated record.
GUCCAAGUCUUAAAAUUGGUCAAAAAAGAACGCGAAUGUGCACUUUACUUCGACACAUACUUGGCCUCAGACUUCCCCAUUUAAGCUAGUACCGGCCUCGGCGCGGCGCAUAUGGAAUGGCGGCCCGCGCCUCACCGGGCGACGAGCAACGGCGGCUCCUGGGCCUACUCGCCCUUGGCCUCGGUCUCCUGCUCCUCGCCAUCGGUCCAGCGAGCGCGGGCCUCUGCCCAGUACGUUGCCGCUGCGACGAUGAGUCGCUGCGCUCGAGCUGCGCCUACGGCGGUCUCGACGUCGUCCCCAUUCAGCUGAACCCAGAGAUCCGUCACCUGGACCUCUCGGGCAAUCGUAUCGCCGGCCUUCACAUGGCCUUCGACUUUUACGGGAGUCUCGAGAGCCUCGACCUUGGCUCCAAUCUCAUCCAUACCCUGGGCUCGAACAACUUCCGGCUGCAGCAGCGGCUGCUCAGCCUCAAUCUCAGUGGGAACGCGAUUCGCGCCCUUGCCAAGACGGCGCUACACGGGCUCGCGGCUCUGCGCACCCUCGACCUAUCCUCGAACAACAUAACCGAGGUCGACGAGCAGGCCUUCCGUUACACGAGCGAGCUCGAGUGGCUCGACCUCGGCGGCAACGGCAUCACCAGUCUGCCCGCGGGUCUGCUCCGCAAUCUCCAUCGCAUUCGCAGCCUCGUCCUCAAGGGCAACUCCCUGCUAGAGGCCCCGGCAUCUAAUCUCGCCCUAGCCCCGAGCCUCGAGCGACUCGACCUCUCGGACAAUCUCGUGCAGGAGCUCGGUAGGGACUCGCUGCCAUCGCUACCGGCCCUCGCCCGACUCGACCUCGCCAACAACGUGCUGCGUAGCAUCGCCGACGAGGCCUUCGAGCGGACGCCCGGGCUCCAAGGACUCGAUCUUUCCGGCAACAAUCUGACGUCGGUGCCGAGCAAGGCCUUGGCGAGGCUCGCUGUACUGGGUGCCCUCGCCCUCAGCAAGAAUCCCCUUGGGGAGCUGCGCGAACUCGCCUUCCGCAACCUCUUCGAGCUGCGCACCCUCGAGCUCAACGAGUGCGCGAUCGGACGUGUCGCCGGCCGCGCCUUCGCCGACAACGUCAACCUCGAGAGGAUUUCGAUGGAGGGCAACCGAGAUCUUACCGAGCUGCCGGCCAGGCUCCUUUACGCCGCUGGCAGCCUAAGGUGGGUUUCAUUACGACGAUGCAACCUGGCCAGCCUUCAGCCCACGCAUUUCCCCGUGGACGGUCUGACGUCGUUGCGCGUAGGUGGCAAUCCCCUCGUCUGUAACUGCUCGGUCCAUUGGCUGUGGAACGUUCUGCGUGCGGAGGAGCGGAGAAAUGGCUCGCGACUCGAGCUCGACAGCCAGGAGAUCGUCUGCGCGGACGAGGAGUUCGCGGGCAAAAUACUCAUGAGCCUACCCGAGGGCUCGUUGCGCUGUCGGCUCAGUCCGCUCUAUCUCUCCCUUUCGGCCUUGGGCUGCCUCGCCGCUACCGCGGCUAUCCUCGGUCUCGUGGCCCACGUCACGAGGUCCAAGCGAAGGAAGCGAGUACCGGCCUACGCGGCUCCUACCAGGCCCGAGCUCCUCGUCUACGUGGGUCGAGCCGGUGAUGAACUACCCGGCAAGCAUCAGGAGUCCUACAGCCGUAGGCUCAUCGCCAGAACCGAAGAUCUCGUCUACGAAGCGGCCAAUCAAGAGUACCAGCAGUCACGGCGGAAGUCCGGUAGCGAGUCACCGGAAUCACGGGAGACGAACGUGUACGAGACACCGCGUUACUCACGCCCAGGACGACGCGAGGCCGAGCAAGCCUUUGGGACGUUUUACCAACAGCAAAGGCCCCCCUCGCCCACGGGCCUUUCCAAUCAGCAGCAGCUGGGUUACCCGAUGACCCCGGAGACGCGCCCCAAGCCUCAGGAGGGUGUCUACGCAGUCGCGGACGUCACAAAUCUGAGGCACGAGCAACCGGCCUCGGAGCUGCUCUCGCUCUAUCGAAUGCGCAACACCGGUCAUCAUCAUCAUCAUCAUCAUCAGCGGGUCGAGGAUCCCACGGGCCGUGACUACGGCUACGACUACGAAUACGAUUAUGAUGCGCCGCUGCCCCCGCAGAAGCCGCACGUCGUCUUCGUCUAAAGGAGGCGAGCCCGGGACGCUACGCUUUGCCGUGCGCGCUACGUUUCCUCUUUCCAUCCGUGGCUCGCUUCCUUUGUUUUUAAGCGCGGCUCUUCUCCUCGACGAUGUCGGCACUCCUUUGACUUUGUCCACGUGCCCAUCGACGAAGCAGCUCAGCCGCGCCAGCUCUUUAUUGCUUUUGUUGAUCCUGUAUAAGUGGAUGUAUGAGUUGAGCGUUCGAUUAUUACGGUCCUGGAAUGCAUUGUGGGAUACCACUGGAACUCAUCUUGAUUUUCGUUUCGUUGGCUUUUCGUCCCUUGGAUUCGUUCGUUACGCGGCCCCAGCCAGCCUAACUAC